This is a messenger RNA of Paramecium tetraurelia, 1252 nucleotides long. RefSeq lists its product as uncharacterized. Gene Ontology annotation, cellular component: cytoplasm. The record is from RefSeq and is a predicted model, not a curated record. NCBI's taxonomy places the organism in Eukaryota, Ciliophora, Oligohymenophorea, Peniculida, Parameciidae. The transcript has 3 exons.
GGGCAAUCGAGCUGUGAAUUUGGGAGUCACUUCCUAAUAUCUAGAUUUAUAAAAUAAAUUCGAGGAAGAAGACCCUAUUUUACAUCAAUUUGAUCAUAACAAUAGACCUCAUGCAUUAUACUUUGGUAAUGAUCUAGACCUAUCCAAAUCUUUAAAUAGAAUCAAUAUGAAUUCAUUAAAAUAAGAAACUUAGGAAGUCCCUAUUUUAAAUCAAUAGGAUGAAGAUGAACCAUAGAUUAUAAAAUUAACUUAAAAAUAUUUACAUCAAAUGAAAAUAGACUCGAAGCAGAUAUUCAACUAUAAGAAGAACUUUGAAAAUGAAAACGACCUUUUCACUACCAAUUUGGAUUCUGCUUAAGUGGAAUCAUUUUAAGAUAACAUUUAAACUUAAUUGGAAAAGGCAGAUUAAUGUGAUGGUUUUGAAUUAAUCAUCGAUUGUGAAACAUGUUAUGGCGAGAUCGGAUUGAAGAUUGUUGAUUCCUUGAACGAUCUCCAAGGAAAUAGCAAAACUCCUAAAUUAGUAUUUUCUAUUGUAGAUUCCUACAAUAAUACAAAAAAUAGAAUUAUUAACAGAUCAUUAACUUUGACUCAAUAUAAGGAGAAUUCUACGUUAUUGAUACCUCUAGAAAUGAAAGAAAUGCAAAUUCAUUCAAAUCAAUUAGAACUUAAUUAGUAGUACUCCUUCAUCAUCAACAAUAUACUCUCAGCAUACAAAUGUACUCAAGAAUAUGUGAAUAUGCAUGAAUUCUGUAAGAGAAUCACACCAGUUCCUUAAAAUAAUAUCUUCAAUGUUUUGGCUUCAAUUCCCUCACUUUAGGAUAAGCCAGAGGAUAACAUCUUGAAUUACAAGCAAGCCAAGAAUUUUGAUAGGUUUUACUUUUCAUAAGAAAUUAUAAAUUUGAAUUCAGAGAGGGAGUCAUUUGGUGAGUCAUAUUUUUUAAGAGGUAUUUCACCAUUUCCAAAUGAAAGAAAUCUAAAAUCAUAUGGAGUAGACAUCAGAAUUCUGGAUUAUAUUUAUUAAGUGCCUUAGAUAUAUGAUUAUAUUGAAUUGUUACCAUUUCAUAGCAGCAUUUUUAGUAAUGAGAGUUAUAAGUUUACGAUUCUAAAAUUAUACAAAGAAUUAAAUAGCAUUAAGAAAAUGGGAUUUUUGUAAUAUGAAAAGUAAUCCUUUGAGGAUGAUUAGCAAUUGAAAUAUGAUUUGUAUUAAUUGAUAGAGAAUUACGGUGGUAUUGAUGAAGAGGAAUAAUUGUGA